AUGUUGCAGGCUAUCGUCUUGCCAUCGCGCCUCGUGCAUCGACAUGUGCUGAGUUCACGGAGGUGCAUGCAAUCCUCGGCUGGCCAAUUGACAGCGAAGCUGCGUCGUUGCCACUGUGCGUCGGAUGUCAUCAGUCUCGUGCGCACAGCAGUCGACUCGCAAAUGCUGGAUGGCAUUCUGUGGGCGGCGGCGAUGCAGCGCAUGAGCAUCGUGGAGAAGGGGAGGGAGGAGAAGGAGGAGAAGGAGGACAGAAAGUAUGACAAGGCCGAGGUGCGGCAAGGGCAGCAGUGUGUGCGGCAAGGCUGGGAGUUGCUGAUGGGUAUGGGCACCACUUAUCUUCCUCAUGUUGGACAUCGAGAGCUGGCGGUUGUGGCAGUUGCUGUUUCGAAAUCUGCGAAAACUUCGAAGCGGGAUAAAAGAUAUCAAGGCGGAAAUGGCCGGAGGUGCUUUCUGAGCUCUGUCAUUCGGACCGCUUUGAGUGCCAGUGAGAGCAUCUCCGUUCGCCAUCUUGCAAACCUCGCUUGGUCGGCUGCGACGAUGCAGGUGGCCGCUGACGAGCUCUUUGAAGCUGCAGCCUCGGCUGUGGCGGUGCAGAGGUGCAACGCCCGUGACAGCUCGCAGCUGUUAUGGGCAUUUGGGCGGUCAAGCCAUAAGCUCGGGGUAGAAGUCUUGGAGACCUUGGCCGGACGACAUAUGUCCCCACGGAUGUUCCCUACGUUUGGUGACCAUGAUAUUGCAGCAACGAUUUGGGGCGUAGCAACUUUGGCUGCUCUUAGAGAGCCCAAGGACAAAGGACGACAGUUUAUCAAGGAAUUCACAGCUCAUGCAGCGGGGCGUUCAUCUGAAUUCUCCCCGCAGGGCUUGUCCAUGCUAUUCUGGGGCACAGCAACGCUGGUCUCAAAGGGAGUAGACAUGCCGAGCUCCGUGCUGAUCCGUGCAUGUGCGCCCCAGGUGGUAAAGCUUGCGCCAAGGUUUACCACUCAAGGUGCUGCCAACAUUCUCUGGUCGCUGUCCACUCUUGCAAGGGUAGAGCAAGAUGGUGUACGAGAAGCUUCAAGCUUUGAGGACGUUGGCUCCCUAUCAUCAGAUGCAGGCCGGUCUUGA
Molecule: messenger RNA, 1104 nt
Organism: Symbiodinium natans
Lineage: Eukaryota; Dinophyceae; Suessiales; Symbiodiniaceae
Source: the annotation of a GenBank genome assembly